AUGCCCGAGGACGACGAGGCGCGGCCCUCAGCGUCGUACGAUACCCUGCGUGAUCGGUCGCGUCAGGAGUACCUGGCCAAGCGAUCCAAGCAGCAAGUCGAGCUCCUUCGUCAGGAAAUUAAGGAUGAAGAGACAUUCUUUCGAGGCGUGCAAUUGUCCAAGCGCGAACAGCGCGAGCUUGAUCACAAACGCGAAAUCCUGCGUCUUGCCGAAGAAUAUGAGGCCUUGGAUGAUCGUGAAGAAGGGUAUAUCCUGCCUGAAGACUACUUAACCGAGCAAGGGCGAUUGGAUCGUAAGCGCAAAGAGGCGGCGUUGCAUGAUCGCAGGUACGAUGAUGCGCACGACCGCAAAUCCACGCGCAAAAAGCUCACAUCCGAAGGCGAUGCCUUUGAGAAGGAGCAGAUUCAACGCUCGCUCUUGCUAGAUCAGCCUGCGGUGCCUGAAGAACAAGCGUUUGACUAUGUAUUUGACGAGUCGCAGGCGAUUCAAUUUAUUAUGGACAAGCAAAAAGAAGGCCAGCUCAAUACCAUGUCAGAAAAAGAGCUGGCCAUGCAGAAACAGUUGCAGGAGGCGGAAGAACGCGCUUCCACCAUUGAGGCAACGCGUCGUUCGCUGCCUGUGUAUGCGCUGCGUGAAGAGCUCCUAGAAGCCAUUGCGCAAAACCAGGUGCUCAUCGUUGUCGGCGAGACCGGAUCAGGCAAGACGACCCAGCUUCCGCAGUUUCUUCAUGAGACAGGCUAUACGAAGGACGGGAAGAUGGUCGCAUGUACGCAGCCCCGUCGUGUUGCUGCGAUGAGUGUCGCUGCGCGUGUCGCAGAAGAAAUGGGCGUACGGCUUGGCCAGGAAUGUGGCUACAGUAUCCGGUUCGAGGACUGUACGUCAGACAAGACGGUCGUUAAGUACAUGACCGAUGGCAUGCUGCUACGCGAGUUUCUUACCAACCCAGAUCUCGGCUCGUAUUCUGCUAUCAUGAUUGACGAGGCACAUGAACGUACGCUGAGCACCGAUAUCCUCUUUGGCCUUGUGAAAGACAUUGCACGUUUCCGCCCUGAUCUCAAACUGCUCAUCUCCAGUGCGACACUCGAUGCGGAAAAGUUUAGUGAGUUUUUCGAUGAUGCCCCCAUUUUCUAUGUCCCUGGCCGCCGAUUCCCCGUGGACAUCCACUAUACACCGCAGCCAGAGGCGAAUUACUUGCAUGCCGCCAUUACAACAGUCUUUCAAAUUCAUACCACGCAGCCCAAGGGCGAUAUUCUGGUGUUCCUCACUGGCCAGGAUGAAAUCGACGUGGCCAUGGACAAUUUGCAGCAAACAGCGCGUGCAUUAGGCGGACGUAUCCCGGAGCUGAUUGUGUGCCCCAUUUAUGCCAACCUACCCAGCGAUAUGCAGGCCAAAAUCUUUGAACCUACUCCGCCCGGCGCUCGGAAAGUAGUGCUGGCGACGAAUAUUGCCGAAACAAGUAUUACGAUCGAUGGCAUUUCGUUCGUGAUCGAUCCAGGGUUUGUGAAACAGAAUUCGUACAAUCCUCGCACGGGUAUGGCCGCAUUAACGGUUGUGCCAUGCUCGCGUGCCUCGGCCAACCAGCGCGCGGGUCGUGCAGGCCGAGUCGGCCCUGGCAAAUGUUUCCGCCUGUUCACCAAAUGGGCCUUCCAAAACGAGAUGGAAGAAAACACCGUUCCGGAAAUUCAGCGCACGAACCUGGCGAAUGUGGUACUGCUUCUCAAGUCGGUGGGUAUUCAUGACUUGCUCAACUUUGACUUUUUGGAUCCGCCGCCGACGGACACCCUCAUUCGUUCCUUAGAGCUCUUGUACGCGCUCGGCGCACUCAAUGACCGCGGCGAGCUGACCAAGCUGGGCCGACGUAUGGCCGAAUUCCCUGUGGAUCCGAUGAUGAGCAAAGCCAUCAUUGCGAGUGAAGAGUACCACUGCACGGAAGAAGUGUUGUCCAUUGUGUCUAUGUUGGCAGAGAGUGGCAGUUUGUUCUUCCGGCCCAAAGACAAGAAGCUGCAUGCGGACAGAGCACGGCAGACGUUUACGCGGCCCGGUGGCGAUCACUUUACCUUGCUGAACAUUUGGGAGCAAUGGGUCGAGAGCGGGUACAGCCAAGUGUUUUGCAUGGACAACUUCCUUCAGCCCAAGACGUUGGGGCGUGUACGAGACAUUCGUGAGCAGCUCGCCCACUUGUGUGAGCGUGUCGAGUUGAUCCCCGAAUCGAAUCCCAAUCCGGCGAAUAUUACAGGCAUCCAGAAAGCCAUCACAGCAGGCUACUUUAUGAAUACCGCGCGGCUGCAAAAAGGCGGGGAGACGUACCGCAGUAUCAAGCAGAAUACCACCGUGUAUGUCCACCCCUCAUCGUGCUUGUACAAGCACGUGCCACAGCCUCGUUUCCUGUGCUACUUUGAGUUGGUGGAGACUUCGAAGAACUUUAUGCGCCAAGUAAUGGAGAUCCGUUCGGAAUGGCUUAUGGAAGUGGCACGGCACUACUUCUCGCGGGACGAUCUGCAAGACGACACGCGCCAAAAACGCAUGAUGCGAGGUACAGGGGCAGCGCCUUCCUUCAGGCAUGGUGAACAGUAUGCGUAG
Messenger RNA from Malassezia pachydermatis, 2580 nucleotides. Its product is annotated as pre-mrna splicing factor. Gene Ontology annotation, molecular function: ATP binding; RNA binding. Gene Ontology annotation, cellular component: catalytic step 2 spliceosome; intracellular anatomical structure. Lineage: Eukaryota; Fungi; Basidiomycota; Malasseziomycetes; Malasseziales; Malasseziaceae. The coding region runs from base 1 to 2580 and encodes 859 amino acids. The record is from RefSeq and is a predicted model, not a curated record. The transcript has a single exon.